GCAUGGCGGCGGCGAGGUAGCUAGCAACUUCUCCCGUCGCGCACCGCUAUUUCAUUCCUGUCGCCAUGCGUCCCCUCCUCCUCGUCCUUUGCUGGCUUCUUUUCUCCCAGCAGCACACCCCCUCAUACUCCAUAGCCACAGACACACUCUCGCGCGGCCGUUCACUCGCCAGCGACGAGAGGCUUGUCUCCGGCAAUGGCAAGUUCGCCUUUGGCUUCUUCCAAAUGGGCACCAGCAACCUCUUCAACUGGUACCUCAGCAUAUGGUUCAACAAGAUUCCCAAGCUAACCCCUGUGUGGACGGCCAACAGGGACCAUCCGAUCUCUGGUCCGGCUUCUCCAGAGCUCAUAAUUGCCAGUGACGGCAACCUGGUUAUGUUAGCUCAGGGUGCCAUCAUCUGGUCUACCAAGGCAAACAUUACUGCCAACGAUACAACCGUCGCUGUAAUCUUGGACAGUGGCAACCUUGUUCUACGGAGCUCCUCCAACUCUUCACACAUAUUCUGGGAGAGCUUUGACCACCCGACAGACACCCAUCUACCAGGUGCCAAGAUUGGGUGGAACAAGGUCACAGGUCUGAACCGCUAUACUGUUUCAAGAAAGAAUUCCAUUGAUCUAUCAUCAGGUAUAUACUCCUCGAAGAUGGACCUCGAUGGAAUUGGCAGGAUGUUCUGGAACUCAUCUACUGUAUAUUGGUCUAGUGGGGAGUGGAAUGGUAAAUUCUUCAGCUCAAUACCGGAGAUGUCUGCAGGUUCCUCUCUAGCAAAUUUUACGCUAGUCAACAAUGACCAAGAGGUUUACUUCACCUACACCAUAUUGGAUGAGAAUGCAAUCAUAAUAAAUGUGCUGGAUGUCACUGGGCAAAAGCAGCUGCACGCAUGGACCGGGCAGGAUUGGUUCACAAUUAACGACCAACCAAGAUAUCAAUGUGAUGUGUAUGCUGUAUGUGGCCCUUUCACGGUCUGCACUUCUGAUGCAGACCCUUUCUGCAACUGCAUGAAGGGGUUCUCUGUAAGAUCACCUGAAGAUUGGGGCAUAGAGGACAGAACAGGCGGAUGCAUCAGAAACACACCACUGAAUUGUGGUGACGGUGGCAGUGGAAACAAGACAGGUAUGAGUAUGACAGACAAAUUCUACUCUAUGCCGGGCCUUAGGUUGCCUCAGAAUGGCACGGUCAUACCAAGUGCAUCAAGUGCAAAUCAAUGUGCACAAGUUUGUUUGAAUAAUUGCUCUUGCACCGCAUAUUCUUACAGCAAAGACGGCUGCUCUAUUUGGCAUGAUGAGUUACUUAAUGUAGCUACUGAUGGCAAUGGUGAAAUGCUUUACCUUCGCCUUGCCGCCAAAGAGAUGCAGAAUAGGAGAAGGAAUAAGAGUGGAAUGAUCAUUGCCGCGGCAGGAGGUGCAAGCAUUGCCACUUUGGCUGUCUUCGUCUUUCUAGUAGUGAUUUGGAGGAGGAGAAACAAGAAGUGGCCUAUUCACAAAAUGGACAAUGAUCCGGGUGGUGUUGGCAUUAUUGCAUUCAGAUAUGUUGACUUGCAAUAUGCAACAAAAAAAUUCUCGGAGAAACUAGGCACAGGUGGUUUUGGUUCUGUAUUUAAGGGAUGGCUUAGUGACUCAGUUGCCAUUGCAGUGAAAAGGCUCGAUGGUGUCCAACAAGGUGAGAAGCAAUUCCGGGCAGAAGUGAAUUCAAUUGGAAUCAUCCAGCAUAUAAAUGUUGUAAGAUUGAUUGGAUUUUGCUGUGAAGGUGAUAGGAGGUUACUUGUGUAUGAACACAUGCCAAAUGGCUCCCUGGAUUCUCAUCUAUUUCAAAGUCAUGGUGCAAUUUUGGAUUGGAAUGUUAGAUAUCAAAUAGCUCUUGGAGUUGCUAGAGGUCUUGGAUACUUGCAUCAUGGUUGUCGAGACUGCAUCAUACACUGUGAUAUCAAACCACAAAACAUACUUCUGGACACAUCUUUUGUCCCAAAAAUUGCAGAUUUUGGUAUGGCAAAGUUUCUAGGGAGGGAUUUCAGCCGUGUUGUGACUACCAUGCGAGGAACUUUCAGAUAUCUUGCUCCGGAAUGGAUCAGCGGAACAGCUAUUACUCCCAAAGUCGAUGUUUACAGCUACAGGAUGGUCUUGCUAGAGAUCAUAUCAGGAAAGAGGAACUCUCCUAAACAUUCAUGCAGUGAUGGCAAUGUAGACUAUUAUCCUGUUCAAGUUCCGCACAAGCUUCUCCAUGGAGACGUUUUGAGCCUUGUGGAUGCAAACUUGUAUGGUGAUGUGAACAUGGAGGAAGUUGAGAGGGUUUGCAAAGUCGCAUGUUGGUGUAUCCAAGAUAGUGAGUUUGAUCGACCCACAAUGGUUGAGGUUGUGCAGUUUCUCGAGGGAAUAUGUGAACCAGAAAUGCCUCCAGUGCCAAGGUUACUCCUUGCAAUUGCAGGGGGCUAGAUUCAAUGGCAUCCUACUCAGAUUGUGAUCUGUAGCUUCGCAGCAAAUAUCCAUGAGAAUAUGGCAUCCUACUGAGAUUGUAGUGUAUAAAUAAAUUUGUUCUAUGUGACAUGCAAGAACUCCUCUCUCCCGAGCCAAGAACAACAAGAACAAGUGAGCUGAAUGGCUCGGGCGGGGGGAGAGGGAAGGGGAGAA
Panicum virgatum (switchgrass) is the source of this 2621-nucleotide messenger RNA. RefSeq names its product G-type lectin S-receptor-like serine/threonine-protein kinase At2g19130. Bases 66 to 2426 code for a protein of 786 amino acids. Gene Ontology annotation, molecular function: protein serine/threonine kinase activity; ATP binding. Gene Ontology annotation, biological process: protein phosphorylation; recognition of pollen. The record is from RefSeq and is a predicted model, not a curated record. Lineage: Eukaryota; Viridiplantae; Streptophyta; Magnoliopsida; Poales; Poaceae. The transcript has a single exon.